This is a messenger RNA of Epinephelus lanceolatus (giant grouper), 3894 nucleotides long. It is a transcript of the gene pnp6, whose product is annotated as purine nucleoside phosphorylase 6. Gene Ontology annotation, biological process: nucleoside metabolic process. Lineage: Eukaryota; Metazoa; Chordata; Actinopteri; Perciformes; Serranidae. Gene Ontology annotation, cellular component: cytoplasm. Gene Ontology annotation, molecular function: purine-nucleoside phosphorylase activity. The record is from RefSeq and is a predicted model, not a curated record.
AUGACCUCCGCCACUCCGUCCGCAGCAGCAGAGUCUCAAUCAGCUGCUACAUUAUCGUCAACUCAGCACGGGAAGCGUCUGUCAAACACGACACAAACAGCAUCUAAUCAGUAGAUUGGUAACGCUCAUCAUCAGAUAUGGAAGCGGCAUCCUCCUCCUCCUCCUCCGGUCUGUGCAGAUACAGUUAUGAAGAGUACAAAGAGACAGCAGACUGGCUGCUGGCCCACACAGAGCAGCGUCCUAAAGUAGCCAUCAUCUGUGGUUCAGGCCUGGGCGGUCUAGCUGACCUGUUAACUGACAAGACUGUGGUUCCCUACAAGGAUAUUCCACAUUUUCCCACCAGCACUGUGUCAGGCCAUGCUGGUCAGCUGGUGUUCGGGAAGCUGCAGGGCCGUCAGUGUGUCUGCAUGAAGGGGAGAUUCCACUUCUAUGAGGGCUACAACAUACACACGGUGACGUACCCGGUGCGAGUCUUCUAUUUGCUGGGUGUGGAAGCUCUGAUUGUGACAAACGCCGCAGGAGGGCUCAAUGACAGCUACGAUGUGGGAGACAUCAUGCUCAUCAAGGAUCAUAUUAACAUGCCUGGCUUUGCAGGGCAGAACCCGCUUUGUGGGCACAAUGAUGAAAGGUUUGGAGUGCGCUUCCCUUGCAUGUCGGAUGCGUAUGACCGUGAGCUGAGGACUCUGGCCAAGCAAACAGCAGAGGAGCAAAACUGCGGCAGCUUCAUGCAGGAAGGGGUGUACUGCAUGCUGGCUGGACCGACAUAUGAGACCAUUGCAGAGUGCAGAGCCCUGCAGAUGCUGGGGGCUGAUGCUGUGGGUAUGAGCACAGUGCCAGAGGUGGUGGUGGCUCGUCACUGCGGCCUGCGUGUCUUGGGUCUGUCCCUCAUCACCAACAAGGUCGUGACAGAUUAUGAGAGCAGUGAGAAGGCAAACCAUGAGGAGGUGCUGAAGACCACUGAGCGCAGAACCCAGGACCUCCAGAAGCUCGUCAGCCAACUCAUCACUAAGAUCUAGUACCUUCAUCUGAAAUCUGCUGACAAAAAAAAACAUCCAGCCUCACAAUGAAGUCACCGGUGACUAAUCAUAGCUUUGAACAAAGGUAAAAAAAUGUAGGUGCAGAUGGUGAACUGGUCAGGUAUGGAUGAGUUAUUAUUUACUUGGGUAUUGUAUUGGCUGUCGUGGUUAUCAGGUGGAGUGAGUGAUAAGGUUUUAAGGUGGAGGGCAGAUUAAAGAAAAACAUGUUGUCAAUAUGGUACUUGUGAUAGACUGCAGCAUUGAUGAUUUAUGACAACAUUGUCUAGUUUGCAAUUCAGUGCUAUCACAGCAAAACUUUCACAACCCUGGAUCCAGUCUCCAUGAAUCACAUUCAUGCCGACUUUAUAUAUAUCUGACCACUAGCUAAAUUUGUUCUUCAGAGGUGUAAAAUCUAUAAACUGGAAAAGCAACAAUUGGCCUAAUGUAAAAGUUUUAAUAGAAGGCAAUGACUGGCUUAGAUUUUAUUUAAUUUUUUUGACAGUUUUUGGUUUAGCACAGUCCAAUCAUCUAAUGUUAAUUAGCAGAGGAUUCUGAACAGCAGGAUCAAGUGUUUCACUACCUUGCUUUUUGAGAAUUUCAGAUACAUUUCACGACAAGCGUCAUGCAUCCCUGUCGCCUGUUGUUUGUUUGGUCAGAAGAAUACACCUGUAACCACACCCAGCAGUGAUGUCAUGGUGUACCAACACACCCUUGAGCAAACUUUACAUCAACGCAGCAAAGUUAAACCACUGGAGAAAAUAAAACAAAACAUAAUUUUCAAGUAAAGUUGCUCUGUAACAACAAGUGUCGUGCUUGAAUCAUGAGACUUGAAAACCAGACUGAAGAAAUGUUGUGAAAGUAGUGUUUGUUGGGCGUCUAUCCAAUCCGUAGUUGAUAUAUUGACUUUUGUUGUGUGUUUAAAUUCAAAUCCAGAUUAUUGUGGUGACUGCUUACGAUUACAGUAUAACAUUCCCUUAUUUAAAAAUGACCAUGUUCUCGUAUAUCCCAGAUCAUGGAUCAAUAAAUGUAACAGGAAUACAGCUGUGGCUAUUGUACAACCCCCACUGGUAUGUAUUUUUAUCCUGCAUUGGUGCUGCAGGGUUGUUUGGGAUUUCCCUUUACAGUACUACCUGUUAAGGCUGGAGUGGCAGUAUACAACAUGACUGGGACCUCUCUGAUGGCUGAACUUGUACUGUAUAUUUGAGUGUGUCUAAACAAAAUCUUCAAUGUAAGACACGACUGUUCAUUACUAAUGACUCCUAGAGUGAUACCCUCCAGCAUUUAUACUUACAUUUGUUAUAUGAAUACAUGCUGUAUGUCUUCUUUGCCUUUAGCAAGAGCAAUGUAUGCACCCACCACCUAUGAAUGCGUAGCUGCUAGCUUAAAGGGACAGUUCACCUCAGCAUCAAAAAUACAUAUUUCCCUCUUACCUGUGGUGCUAUUUAUCAGUCUACAUUGUUGGAACAAGAUGGCACUUUGCUUGCAAUGCUUAAAAUGUAUUUUUUUGCCACUCUGAGCACCACAAGCCGAGUUCCAUCUAGACACAUGAUAUUGAAGAGAUGGCAGACGUCUCUAUGGUCGAUACCUCCAACACUCAGCAGCUCACACCAAAACAAUCUUGACUGAUAAAUAGCACUACAGGUCAGAGGUAAUGUAUGUAUUUUUGAUUUGGGGGUGAACUGUCCCUUUAAGAUGUAUUCGAAGAUAUUUCAGACGACACUGUGCACUUAUGCGUUGGCCUUGACAUGUUGGUGCAGGGAUAGAGGACACAGCCAGUUCCUUCUCCAGCAGUGUCUUAGAAGUGAAUCUACAUUAUAGUAGCUGCUAAAUAGAGAACAUAUAGAAUAACUCUUGUAAUCAAAAAGGAUCACUGGGAGUAGCUGGCAUCUACAUUCCUUUAUGUGUGAUUGCUUGUUAAUAAUGAUGUACAAUAAAUACUUAUUUAAGCUAUAAAUCAAAGUGAGUAUAUUUACACUCCACUGUGAAAUCAGAGUUUAUUUUUUAAAUAGACAAAUCACUUAUUUUAAUUAUCUAAUGUAUUUAUUGAUGAAAAAAUAUGAUGAAAUGGAAAUGACAUGUCAAUCCAAAGCCUUAUUGGGUAUCCACUGAAGAAGGCAGUGAAGUUUUAGCUGAAUCAGUGUCUGAGAAGCCUGUCCACAAUAUAAGCACAAUGUAAUCUGAAAGAAAUGCCUUGAAUCAAAGGCUAAUUUGGUGAAGCAGUAGGGAUGUAUGAAGGUUUUUUUCUGGGGUGGAUUGCAUUUGGAUGCAUUUUAUUUGUACAACAAGAGACCACAGCACUGUAAUAUCAGGGAGAGCUAUAAUACCUCGGCCUGCAGUUUUCAAUCUGGAACCUGCUGCCAGGUCCCCUUGACCAUCUCAUUCAUUAAAGCUGCAAAGGCCCGAGAAACCCUAGAUCAGCAGUCCACCUCUUAGGCCAUUUGUAUCAGGCUUUACAUCAAGAUGCUAAUGGAAGUCUUAAAGGGGAAUUCCACUCAGAGUGAAGCCUGCCAUCAUUGAAAUGUAAAAUCUGGAUCUGCUCCAUACACAAUAAACAGGGAAAUUUACAUUCAGUUGAUUCAUUUUAAACAAGCACGAUCACUCUCACUACUUUCCUGUAUGGGCACAACUCCAAAUUUUGCAUUUUGCUUCUUUGUUAGUCUCCUAAUGUCUGGUUUGUGAAGUCUUCCGCACCUUUGUAUAUCCUAGACUAAAUAGUAACUAUAUAUACUAUGCUCAGUUGACUCAUAUUUACUAUAUCCAGGUCUCAGGUUAGAAACAAAUUCACCAAAAGGAUAAAUCUACUAUGUCUGUUUUGAUUUAUAAUUAUUUCUUUUCAUACCAAAUGUUGCUGCUGUCAAAUAAAAACUUGCAGAUGACA